Messenger RNA from Fonsecaea pedrosoi CBS 271.37, 537 nucleotides. RefSeq lists its product as uncharacterized. Bases 1 to 537 code for a protein of 178 amino acids. Lineage: Eukaryota; Fungi; Ascomycota; Eurotiomycetes; Chaetothyriales; Herpotrichiellaceae. The transcript is spliced from 3 exons. The record is from RefSeq and is a predicted model, not a curated record.
AUGGAUGUGUUUUAUGCUUACACGUACGGCACGGCGGUAUGGCUUGGAAUGCAAGCUGUACCGUUGCUUGUCAUGCCCAAGCUAAUAAUCAUGAUGCUGGCGGAAGAUGGACAUCAGACCUCAGAUGUCGAAAUAUAUCUCAGUCGAUCUCUCGGCCUUGCGCUGGUGUUAAUUGCGCUAAUAACCAUGUUCUUCACGGGAACAAUUCCACUAUCAUCGAGCAUAAGUGAACCGGUUAGUCUGGAGGACAACGAUCCCAAGGCCCCCUACGCCCGGCCAAUUCUACAAAUCACCACCAUCUUCCACAGCCUGAGCACGACGUACUGCUACAUGCGGUAUGUCAACUACGAACAAACCGCGUAUGUGCUCGGGGCUCUGGGGUACGGAAUCAUGGCUAGCGUGGGAAUAUGGAGUGUGAUAUUUGGGAGCACGGAGGCCAGGCGGUCCAAGAGGACAGGCGCAGAUAAGAGAACGUCGGGGUUUCCUUUCAAGAACUCACAAGCUUAUGACAAAAGAAAGGACAGGAAGAUGGGGUGA